Messenger RNA from Ixodes scapularis (black-legged tick), 1281 nucleotides. RefSeq names its product antithrombin-III-like. The transcript is spliced from 5 exons. The record is from RefSeq and is a predicted model, not a curated record. Gene Ontology annotation, molecular function: serine-type endopeptidase inhibitor activity. Bases 1 to 1266 code for a protein of 421 amino acids. Lineage: Eukaryota; Metazoa; Arthropoda; Arachnida; Ixodida; Ixodidae.
AUGGGGGGAUUUCUUGGGCAAGGUGGCGUCAUCUUUCUUGCCCUGACGCCAUUGGUUGCGGCCGCCGCCAGGAGCCAACCAGUGUUCAGCAUCGCAGCCAGAGACGCCCUCUACCGGGGAGCCCUUGCACUCACGCUGCAGGUGGCCGAUCACCACUCGCAUGCUCAGAAAGACGGCAACGAAAGCAACGUGCUGCUGUCUCCGCUGGCCCUGGCCUUGUCGACGGCGCUCGUGCUUGAGGGCUCGGUGUCCAAGACCAUCGACAGGCUCCUAGAGACGCUCCGCUGGGAGCUGCUCAAGGACGCUGACGUGCGCUACGUCCUGGCACACGCUUUGCUACGGCUCUCCCGCCUCCCGAUCAGCGAUGCCCGCGUUGAGGCAGCCGCCUUCGUGCAGAGGGACUUCGACGUGACCGGACCUUACCGAGAGUCCCUAGAUGCCUACUACGGUGCCGAUGUCGUCCUGGUCAACUUUCUGGACCGGAGGGCUGCCUUGACGGCAGUCAACGCCUGGUGUUGCAGGGCGACGGCUAAGGUCAUCACGAGUCUGCUCCAGGAGGAUGCGUACAAGCUGGACGCCACAGCCAGAUUCCUGUCCGCCGCCGUCGUCACCCUCAACCUGACCCACUUCGAGGGACUUUUCCCGGACUCCAGGGUGCAGAGGGCCUUCCAUGCCGUACAGCAGAGGGAACAGUCCGUGGAUACCAUGGUAGGGACGGGCUCGUUCGGCUACCUGGAGCUGCCGGAGCGCGGCUUCAAGGUGCUCGAGCUGCCCACGCUUUCGACAAACCUCAGCCUGCUGGUCGUGCUGCCUCACGAGGGCAAACCGCUGAAGAAGGUCCGGGAGGCCUUCGCCAAGGAACCCGACCUGCUGCUGGGCCUCCACGCACAGCUGAAGCAGACACUGGUGCGAGUCAGUCUUCCAGUCUUCAAGGCAAAGUCCGUUUGCGGACUCAAGUCCUCCCUGAUGGCGAUGGGGCAUAGCUACAUGUUCGACCGCUUCCAGAGCAACAUGGGCACCGUGAGCAAGCACGGCCACGUCUUCGUGUCCGACAUGCUCAACGGCGUGGCUGUCACAGUGAGUCCCAGCGCCCGGCCUGGAACGAUCAGCCGAACGCCCACGCCAAAACCCGGAGGAGCAGCCUCGUUCCAGGCCGACCGACCCUUCCUGUACUUCGUGCUGGACCGAGCCGAUCAGUUGCCGCUCGCGCUUGGUCAGUUCGGGAGUCCAUCCGGUUCCGGCGAGCUUCGUUCACCACAGUGUUGAAGAGUCGGUGCCAGA